AAAGUAGCGUUAGUUAACGCUUUCACGCGGCCAAUGCCGCCCAUACCCUGUGUCGCUGUCUCCCAAGCCCAGACGUCUUCAUUGCCUGUUCCUUUUUAUGACUCCGCCUGCUGCUGCAAAGGACUAAAGAGAGUCGAGACUCGAGAGACUUUCCUUUUCCUCUUCUCUACCAUUGUCUUCCCAUGGAAACCUGAAAGAACCCAGAAAAACUAUUCCUCUCCCAUCUAUUUCUGUGUCUUUGGGGGAAAUUAGUAUUAAGUAACGAACUGAAGAUAAGGAUGAAGAGAGCCACCUCAUUUCACUACAUUGCAGCUUUGUUCCUUUCUGCUAGUUUCAUCGUCUGUUCUUCCGCUCUUAAGCUUGGGCAAACAUGCGUAUCAGAUAAAAACUGUGACACGGGUUUGCACUGCGAGACGUGCCUUGCCGACGGCAACAUUAGGCCGAGGUGUACUCGGAUUCAGCCGGUGAUUCCCACAACAAAGGUGAAAGGGCUACCCUUCAAUCGGUAUUCAUGGCUGACGACGCACAACUCCUUUGCCCUUUUGGGAGCUAAGUCGACCAUUGGCUCUGUUAUUCUCUCUCCAGAGAACCAGCAAGAUACAGUCACUAAUCAGCUCAAUAAUGGUGUUAGGGGUUUGAUGCUUGAUAUGUAUGACUUCAUGAAUGACAUUUGGUUGUGUCACUCCUAUGGCGGCAACUGCUACAACUACACAGCCUUUCAACCUGCGAUUAACGUAUUGAAAGAGAUUCAAGCCUUUCUUGUUGCAAACCCAUCGGAGAUCAUCACCAUUUUUAUCGAAGACUAUGUCACUUCUCCGAAGGGAUUAACGAAGGUAUUCGAUGCUGCAGGCCUCAAUAAAUUUUGGUUUCCAGUGUCUCGGAUGCCCAAAAAUGGUGGAGAUUGGCCAACAGUUGAUGAUAUGGUAACCCGGAAUCAGCGUCUAGUGGUCUUCACCUCUAAAUCAGCUAAGGAGGCUUCAGAAGGAAUUGCAUAUGAAUGGAAUUAUGUUGUGGAGAACCAAUAUGGUAAUGGUGGGAUAAUUGCGGGUUCCUGUCCAAACCGUGCGGAAUCAUCUCCCAUGAACAGAACAACCAAAUCACUUGUUUUACAGAACUACUUCCCUGAUGCCCCAAACAUAGGGAGAGCUUGCAAAGAUAAUUCAGCUCCCCUUAUGAAUAUGAUGAACACCUGCUACAAAGCAUCUGGUAAUCGGUGGCCAAACUUUAUUGCUGUUGACUAUUACAAGAGGAGUGAAGGAGGGGGUGUCUCAGAUGCUGUAGAUGUAGCUAAUGGUCAUCUGGCAUGUGGGUGUACCACCAUUGCCUCUUGCAAGCCAAACGCAACCUUUGGAACAUGUGACACCGUAGACCCAAAGGCUGCUUCUGCACUUACUGCGGCUUCAAAUAUCAGUGCUGCGUCAUUGGAGAGAGGAGCGUUCCAACUGCGGUGGUUCACUGGGGCACUAUCAGUCACUGUUUUAUCUUCGCUACUAUGGUUAUAGGUUCUUUCAGAUUUAACCCAGAUAGAUCCUAACUCGUUGUAUCUCUUUAGAAAAGCUUCACAAGAGUCGAGAAGAGCUUCGUUUGGUUAGAAUUUAGGUGAAAGUGAAGUAGACGGAAUGAAGGGUUCAUUUCCCUGGAAACGAGUUGAAUGAAAAUAGCCAAUUGUGAAGUAAAAUUACAUUUCCUUUCA
This is a messenger RNA of Macadamia integrifolia, 1693 nucleotides long. RefSeq names its product PI-PLC X domain-containing protein At5g67130-like. The coding region runs from base 279 to 1502 and encodes 407 amino acids. The record is from RefSeq and is a predicted model, not a curated record. Gene Ontology annotation, biological process: lipid metabolic process. NCBI's taxonomy places the organism in Eukaryota, Viridiplantae, Streptophyta, Magnoliopsida, Proteales, Proteaceae. Gene Ontology annotation, molecular function: phosphoric diester hydrolase activity. The transcript is spliced from 9 exons.